AUGACGAUAGCUUAUCAGUAUCGAGUGGCCACAGCGAGGCUCGGCACCUUUGUAAAGCUGCUGGGUAUAUGGAAAGGCAGUAUAUAUAAACUAAUGUAUAAAGAAGUACUUAUUUUUAUACUUCUAUACACCGCCAUUAGUUGUUCAUACAGACUGGCUUUAAAUCAGGAGCAGAGAGUAACACUAUUUAUGACGUGUUGCUAUCUCCAUGGAGUUGAUGAAAAAGCCCGGAUAAUGCGCAGAAGUGUUGCGCGGUAUAUGAUGUUUGGUUUAAUACUGAUUACCCGGUCUGUCAGUGUGGCUGUGAUGAAGCGCUUUCCCACCCUGGAUCACAUCGUGGAAUCUGGCUUCAUAUCGAAGGACGAAGCCAUCAUGUACGAGGAGGUUGAGUGUAAGUACAACAAGUUCUGGGUACCGAUCCUGUGGGCCAACAGUAUACUAGUACAGGCACGGAAGGAGAACAAGAUACAGACAGAGUGGGGACUUCGCAUGAUUAUUGAGCAAUUAGCGGAUUUCCGAGACAAAUGUUCUCUGUGCUUUGUGUAUGAUUGGAUCACCGUCCCGUUAGUCUACACACAGGUUGUUACGUGGUCAGUCUACAUGUUUUUCGCGGCCUGUCUGAUUGGUCGUCAGUUUUUGGACCCGGAAAAGAAAUACCCCGGACAUGACUUGGACCUGUAUGUUCCCGUUUUCACACUGAUGCAGUUUUUCUUCUACAUGGGCUGGCUAAAGGUUGCAGAACAACUGAUCAACCCUUUUGGAGAAGACGACGAUGAUUUUGACAUUAAUUGGUUGCUGGACAGACACACAGCGGUGGCGAUGACCCUGGUCGACUACAUGUACGGUAAACAUCCUACACUUAUGAAGGACAUGCACUUUAAUGAAGUGGUGACAGAGCUGCCUUACACUGAAGCAUCCAUAUCGUCCAGGAAACCAGUCUUCCUUGGCUCCACCUACAACCUGACGAUACCUUCUUUACAAGAACAGAGGAUCAUAUCACAGGAGGAAGUUCAUAUGACGUCACAGCCCAGGCGACGGACAUCACACGGCAGCAACUUCGCUGGUUCCAUGUUAAGUCUGCUCACGGGUAGAUCUUCUACCCAGGUGAGGCCCCCGCUAUCCCAGGAUUAUAUUGACUAUAGACAUAUUCCGAACGGUCACAUGGACCAUUUCUAUCCUCAACACCACCAUGACAGGUUCGUAUCUGUCGACAUGGGUCUCCGCAACAACGUUCAGGGUCAAGGGGAGUUUUCCUCUUGGUCUUCGGAUUCCGAACUGCGUAAAGGAAAUAGACUAGAAAGUCACUUCGGAAGGGAGAGAUCUCACACGGACGCGAAUGAACGAGAGUUAGAGGAAAAAGACCUUAAAAAAGAACGCCACCGAAAAAUAAGCUUUCCACUGAGUUUACUGAGAAGACUUCGCUCACAUUCCGAAAAAUCACAUUCUGGAAGUUCUAAAAGUGUUCAAAGUGAUCAUGAUCCGGACGCUACACCGGAAUAUGUACCGUUACGGCGAGCUACCAUGAUACAGGAAGCCAAUAAACGCGCCAAACCAAAGGUGGACCGGAAGCGGAAACUGAGUUAUCCUCUUGGAAUGGUAAAAAGAAAACACAGUGAUUCUUCGGACGGGGGCGUGUCACUCGAUUCAGUUCCGAUAGAACCAGUGACGUCACCGACUAAACCGUCACGAUUUACUGUAGAACACGUGACAGAUGUGCUUGACGUAGAUGAAACAGUCCCCGCCCAUCGGAGAAACGCACAGAUGAUUGAGAAAGCUAUGGCGGGAAAAGCUGUGUCACGUGCGCCGUUGUUGUCUGCCAUUGAGGAAGGUGGUACAAUAACGAGUCUGACACAGAUCCUUUCUAGCGACGACGAGGAGGCCCCCGAGGAGUCGGACAGGAUGGAACUGAUUCCGGAAGUUCACGAGGAUCAACAUCCAGAUGAUUCUAACCUCGACAAAGAGACGACGAUUUCUGUUGAGCGACCAAGCGUGACCAUCCCUCUGAUCACUAUUGACGAUUACUCGUAG
Molecule: messenger RNA, 2028 nt
Organism: Ylistrum balloti
Lineage: Eukaryota; Metazoa; Mollusca; Bivalvia; Pectinida; Pectinidae
Product: bestrophin-1-like
Exons: 11
Coding region: 1-2028 (675 amino acids)
Molecular function (GO): chloride channel activity
Source: RefSeq, a predicted model, not a curated record